AUGUCGCGUCUCAUCGUACGCGGCCUGCCCUCGUACCUCACAGACGCGAGGUUACGAGAGCACUUUUCCCAAAAGGGCGCCGUCACCGAUGUCAAGCUCAUGCGCCGCCCCGAUGGCACCUCGCGAAAGUUCGGCUUCGUAGGCUACCGAUCCGACGAGGAAGCACAACAGGCGCUCGACUACUUCAACCGCACAUUCAUCGAUACCUCGCGCAUCACCAUCGAGCCCGCUCGACAGAUUGGCGAUGAAGAGCUCGCCAAGCAGCGCGAGGAGCGCCGAGCCAGGCGCAACGGUGCCAGCGACGAGGCUUCCACUUCGACAAGCGAUGCGAGGAAGAGGAAGGGCGACAAGUCGAUAUCCAAAGAUGAAGAGCCAGCAAAAGCAAAGAAGAAGGCAAAGAAGGGCGCUGUUUCGUUCGAAGAGUUCAUGUCGGUCAUGCAGCCAAAGGCCAAGCGCAAGGCGUGGCAAAAUGAGGAUGCGAUACCGGAACAGACGAUGGAAGACAUCUUUGCGCCGGUAGAGGCGAUCGAGAAGAAGGCCGCGAGGAGGGCGCAGAAGAAGGCCGACGCCGAAGCCUCCGCAGCUGCCGCGGCCGAGUCAGCAGCCCAAAGCAAGGAUGCGUCUGAGGAGUCGGACGCAGAACCAGACGCAGCAGCAAACGACGUAGGACUCACGGACGAAGAAUAUAUGCGUCUGCGCAUGAAACACAAGGUCGGCACCGACCUCGAUACCCUUCACGAUCCCGCGGACACUCCCCAGUUCGAGCAGUCGGACGACGAGAAGGACGCCGCCGCAGAAGAGUCCGAUCCCGAGUCCGAAGACGAGCAAGUAAACGAUGAGGAGCUCGAACGCAAGCAAGCGGCGUCACGGCGAAAAGCCGAGAUCGCAGCAGAAAAGGAUCAGAAGAUCGUCGACCAGAUCAUGGAGAGUGGCCGACUCUUCAUUCGCAACCUCCCCUUCUCCGCGAAUCAGGACGAGAUCCAGUCCUUCUUUGAAAGCUUCGGCACUGUUAAACAGGUCCACAUCCCGCUCGACAAGUCCACGAAAGCAUCCAAAGGUUUGGCGUUCGUCUCGUUCACCGACCCAUCCCACGCGCUUGCCGCGUACCGUGCAAAGGACGGCUCGACCUUUCAAGGCCGUCUCCUUCACCUCCUUCCCGCCGUCAACAAGGACGCCCCUGCCGAAGGCGACACCAAAAAGGCGGCGACCCUAAAACAGGCGCGGGCAGAACAGAAAAAGGACGACGCGGCCAAAGACUUCAACUGGUCGAUGCUGUACAUGUCUUCGGACGCCGUCGCCUCGUCCAUCGCGGACCGGCUGGGCGUGAGCAAGGCGGAGAUCCUCAACCCGGGCGCGGAGGGUGGGCCGGACAACGCGGCUGUUCGUCUCGCCCUGGCCGAAACACGAAUCAUCCAGGAGACGAAAGAGUUCUUCGCCCAGGAAGGCAUCAAUGUCGACGCCUUCGAUGGCAAGAAGAGUCAGCGGUCGGAGACGACCAUCUUGGUCAAAAACAUUCCCUACGGCACGUCUGGGGAGGAGGUGGAGAAGCUGUUUGCUUCUCACGGCGAGGUGGAUAAGGUGUUGAUCCCGCCGAGCGGGACGAUUGCGAUUGUCGAGAUGCCCGUGGUGAGCGAGGCGAGGGUGGCCUUCCGCGCGUUGGCGUACAAGAAAUUCAAGGGAGGGAUUUUGUACCUCGAAAAGGCGCCGGUGGGGUUGUUGGCGCCGCAGAAGGCGGGCGAUCAGGUCGUCAAGCAGGCACCCAUCGUCGGGAAGACCAUCGACACCACCAACCCCACCUCCAACAUCAAGUCCACCGGCGAAGAGGAGGCGGCGGACGGUGCGACGUUGUACAUCAAGAACCUGUCGUUCAGCACGACCGACGAGCGGCUCGCGUCGACCUUCCACGGGCUGUCCGACUACGCAUUCGCCCACGUGCAGACCAAGCCCGACCCACGUCGACCCGGCGCCCGCCUUUCGAUGGGGUACGGCUUUGUGGGGUUCAAAUCCGUCGACUCUGCGCGCACCGCGCAAAGGGCUAUGGACGGCAAAGUGCUCGACGGGCACACGCUCGUUGUCACUUUCGCGAGACGCAAUGCUGACACGCCCACUGCCACCUCUCUUUCGAGCGGGGGAAGCACCAAGAUCCUCAUCAAGAACCUGCCCUUUGAAGCGACGAAGAAGGACAUUCGCGAUCUCUUUUCUUCGCAAGGUCAGCUCAAGAGCGUGCGUCUGCCCAAGAAGUUCGACAACUCGACGCGCGGAUUUGGCUUUGUCGAGUAUACGACGGUGCGCGAGGCGCAGAGCGCCAUGGAGGCGCUGAAACAUACCCAUUUGCUCGGCCGACAUCUCGUGUUGCAGUGGAGCAAGGUUGGAAAGGAUGAAGGCGAGGAAGUUGAGAUGCAGCGGAACAAGACUAGGAAGGGCUUCGUUGGAGGUGAGGAGGAAGGUAGGGCGGAUAAGAGGCAGAAGAUCAAACUCAAUAGCGCCCAGAUCAGCGAAGCUGUCAGGAAAGCUAGGAGCAAGAGGGACGAUGUCGAGGAUGACGAGUGA
Kalmanozyma brasiliensis GHG001 is the source of this 2550-nucleotide messenger RNA. RefSeq names its product RNA recognition motif domain protein. The transcript is spliced from 2 exons. Gene Ontology annotation, molecular function: RNA binding. The record is from RefSeq and is a predicted model, not a curated record. NCBI's taxonomy places the organism in Eukaryota, Fungi, Basidiomycota, Ustilaginomycetes, Ustilaginales. The coding region runs from base 1 to 2550 and encodes 849 amino acids.